AUUACAGGUACCUACCCCGUGCAUCGCAGCGACAGUGGCUGCUGUACGGGAUGAUCACCUGUGAAGUGAGAAGGAACGAUGGUGACGUCUAUCUCAGCCAACGCAGCGGGCAACAUAGUAGGUGGUCUGAGUGCUGAGCUAAUGUGCUCGAGGCUAUCACGGAUGUUUUACGAGGCUCCUGAAAGAGGUACCGUAUAUUCUUGGGAAAUUGAGCUGACCCUACUGCAAAUGCUAAGGCUAGCAACCAAUCCCAGCCUUACUCUGUCCUACCUGCUUCAACUUUCCAUGCGAUGUAAUGUCGAAGCAUACGGUUUGAAGUGGGCGGGACACUGAAUAGAUACGUUAGACUCGCAGUAGGGUCGGCUCAAUUUCCCAAGAAUAUACGGUAGGUGCUGUUGUCUAAGGGUAUCACAAGGAAGGUGCAUGGACCAGCAGG
This is a messenger RNA of Canariomyces notabilis, 436 nucleotides long. RefSeq lists its product as uncharacterized. The coding region runs from base 79 to 333 and encodes 84 amino acids. NCBI's taxonomy places the organism in Eukaryota, Fungi, Ascomycota, Sordariomycetes, Sordariales, Chaetomiaceae. The record is from RefSeq and is a predicted model, not a curated record. The transcript has 2 exons.